Messenger RNA from Pangasianodon hypophthalmus (striped catfish), 1831 nucleotides. It is a transcript of the gene eme1, whose product is annotated as essential meiotic structure-specific endonuclease 1. Gene Ontology annotation, biological process: replication fork processing; double-strand break repair; resolution of meiotic recombination intermediates. The transcript is spliced from 9 exons. Bases 149 to 1699 code for a protein of 516 amino acids. Lineage: Eukaryota; Metazoa; Chordata; Actinopteri; Siluriformes; Pangasiidae. Gene Ontology annotation, cellular component: Holliday junction resolvase complex; nucleus. The record is from RefSeq and is a predicted model, not a curated record. Gene Ontology annotation, molecular function: nuclease activity; DNA binding.
AGGUGGCAGCACCGCAUACAGCCGCUUUCCAUCCAACAUAAAGAAGAGGAAGAGGAAGAAGAAAGAAAAUACACCCGCGCUGUUUGGAGCUGGAAGAUAUUUCAUUAAUAAUAAGUCAUUUACAGUGUAAUGUAUCUGACCGCUCAGGAUGGGGAGCAGCAGCCGAGCAGGAUUUCGUAUCAAUGACAGUGACUCCAGUGACUCAGAGCAGCUCCCUGUGAUCGAUUUCUCUCAAAAACCAAAGACCGUGGUGUGUUCAGACUCCCCGGAUUCUGCAACGACUCAUCCGGUCUCGGCUCGGCCUGCUGGAGGAAACGUCUUCACGGUCAGCAGUGGCAGUGAGGAGGAGGAGGAGGAGGAGGCUUACAUUCCUCUGGCUGUGAGACUGAAACAGAAAGCUGUAGCUAAGAGCACAUGUGAGAGUCAGAAUUCAUCUGUGAAUCAGAACGGAGGCUUGAAGGAGAAGAUAUCAACUGCUCAGUGUGUUCAAGUUUUACAGGAUGAUCCACUGAGGCAUUAUGGAAAAGAGCCUGUCUCCGUCAGGGAUGAAGACACUGGGCUCCGAAAGCGCAAACGCACCCUGGAGGAGAUUGAGGCGAGCAGAGAGGAGGCCCUGCGCAGGAAAGCCGAGCGGGAGAAGCAGCACGGAGAGAGGGAGCGACUGAGAAUGGAGAAGAAAGCACUGAUGGAUGCUGUGAAGGCCAUGAGGCCGGAGGAGUGCAUCAAACACAUGGUGGUGGUGGUAGAUCCUGGCCUGCUGCAGCUGGAGGGUGGUGGUGAUCUCCUGACCUCACUGCACACAAUGGGAUGCAGCUGUGCCAUCGAGAAGCAGCCGCUGCCACGGAGUGUGUCUUGGGUUAGACGAGCACCCUGUCCUCAGACUGGAGAAGUGAUGUCUAUGCCGGAAGCUCUUGCGGUGAUCCAGGUCCCGGUGGAUGACUUCAUCAGCAUGGUUCACAGUUCCACACAGGAGAAGAGGAGUGGAGGAACGAGCGACCGUGGCGUAACCCUCACUGCUUGGGUUCUCCGUCUCAUGGCGAGAAACGCAGACAGAACCCUCAGUCUGGUGGUGAUCGACAUAGAGAAAUAUUUUAAGAAUCAGAACGCUAAGGGACGGCAGAAGUUUCGGGAUGCGGUGCUGGGGGACGAGACGAAGAAGAGGAAGAGGAAAGACGUGGAGCAGCUUCCUGAUGUCUCUUGGGUGGAGUUGGAGGAGGCUUUAGUCGACCUCCAGCUGCACACGGGGGUCCAAGUCCAUUUUCACUCGACCUGGAAGGACUUCACUAAUUACGUUACCAUGUCAACCAAGGCAGUAGCUGAAGCACCGUUCAAGCGGGAGCGAGAGAAGACAGGUUUUAGUUUUUGUCUCGAGAGCGAGUGGGGAGGUGGUCAGAAGGUGGAGCGUGCAGGGAAAGGACUUCUGCAGGUGUGGAAGAGGCAGAUCCAGCAGCUGAACCGGGUCAGCGCAGACAUGGCUACAGCCAUCCUCAGCGCCUAUCCCUCUCCUCAGCUUCUUAUUCAGGCGUACGCACGGUGCAAAUCAGACCGAGAAAAAGCCGCGCUGCUAUCAGACGUGCUGAUUCGUCGUGGAGAAGGAGUGACGUCGACGACGCGCAGGAUCGGUCCAGAGCUGUCCAAGCGAAUCUUUCUUUUGAUGAUGUCAUCGGACCCCCAGCAGACACUCGAUUCCGUGGCAUAAAUAUGUGCAUGUGUGAUGUGAUGUAGUGUGAAGAGACUUGAGAGAGAUUUUCUACCUUGAUUUGUUUUUUUUUUUUUUUCACCAUUUUAUCCAUUUGCUUUUAUGCAUUUGUUAUUAAAUGUUUUCUCUCAG